AUGUCCUUGAAUCACCAGCAAGGCCCAAUUAAAGUGGAUUAUGUCCUACAAGCAUGUAGGACAAUUGCAGCAAUGUUGUACUUGAUGGCCCCAGCAGAUUGGAUUGGAUUAUCUGUGGGACUCUCUCAGUCCAUCUCUGCAUCUCCCCAAUCUAGGUACAGAAUCAGCAGCAACAUAACAGCAAGAAAUCAGACCAGCUCCUCUGAGUUCCUCCUCCUGGCCUUCUCUACUCACCAAGAACUUUUGUUCCCAUUGUUCCUGGCCCUAUACCUGGCAGCCCUCCUGGGGAACCUAAUGAUCCUUAUUGCUGUUGGCUCAGACCCACACCUCCAUACACCCAUGUUUGUUCUCCUGGUCAACCUGUCCCUGGCAGAUCUGUGCUUCACCUCCACUACAGUGCCCAGGCUCCUCCAUGCCUUGCUCACAGGGGACCAGACCAUUACCCAUUCAGCCUGCCUGUCCCAAGUCUUCUUUUUCCUAAUGGCAGGCAACGUGGACAGCUAUGUAUUAGCCGCCAUGGCAUGGGACCGCUAUGUUGCCAUAUGCAGACCAUUGCACUAUGCUACUGUGGUGACCCUGCCUCGAUGUAUGGUGCUCCUGGGAGCUGUGUGGGUGGGCACAGCCCUGCAUUCUCUGCUCCACACAGUCCUCACUGCUCAUCUCACCUUCUGUAGCAAUCGUGCUCUCCCAUAUUUCUUCUGUGACCUCCAUCCUUUGAUACAUCUUGCCUGCUCUGACACCUCUCUCAACUACAUGAUGGUUAUAGUUGAGGGUGGCUUUGUCAUCAUCAUGCCAGCUAUUUGCAUUAUGGCCUCUUAUGUCUUUAUUGUAGCUGCUGUGUGUAAGAUUCGAGCCCCUGGAGGUUUCCAGAAGGCAUUUUCCACAUGUGGAUCCCAUCUAACUGUAGUUUUGCUUUUCUAUGGAACUGUACUGUGUGUCUAUCUGCAGCCACCAAGCCAAGCUGAGGGCCAAGAGAGAUACCAAGAUCUGAUGGCCACAGUCAUGUUCUCUGUGGUGGCUCCAACACUAAACCCCUACAUUUAUAGUCUACAGAACAGAGAAAUCAAAGCAGCCCUUGUAAAAGUGCUUAUGGGGAGUUAG
Messenger RNA from Gracilinanus agilis (Agile Gracile Mouse Opossum), 1101 nucleotides. RefSeq names its product olfactory receptor 1361-like. Gene Ontology annotation, molecular function: olfactory receptor activity; G protein-coupled receptor activity. Lineage: Eukaryota; Metazoa; Chordata; Mammalia; Didelphimorphia; Didelphidae. The record is from RefSeq and is a predicted model, not a curated record. The coding region runs from base 1 to 1101 and encodes 366 amino acids. Gene Ontology annotation, cellular component: membrane. Gene Ontology annotation, biological process: G protein-coupled receptor signaling pathway. The transcript has 2 exons.